Messenger RNA from Pollicipes pollicipes, 4083 nucleotides. RefSeq names its product zinc finger MIZ domain-containing protein 1. The record is from RefSeq and is a predicted model, not a curated record. Gene Ontology annotation, cellular component: chromatin. The transcript is spliced from 15 exons. Gene Ontology annotation, biological process: protein sumoylation; regulation of transcription by RNA polymerase II. Gene Ontology annotation, molecular function: SUMO ligase activity; zinc ion binding. Lineage: Eukaryota; Metazoa; Arthropoda; Thecostraca; Pollicipedomorpha; Pollicipedidae. The coding region runs from base 1 to 2520 and encodes 839 amino acids.
AUGGGUGGUCAGAUGCAGGGUUACGGAAGUCAGUACGGCGGCAUGCAGCGGCCGAUGGUGAACCAGAACAUGAUGAGCAUGAACGGCAUGAACAACAUGGCCAACAUGGGCCACAUGAACGGCAUGGGCCACGCCGGGCCGAUGGGCCAAGGCAUGCAGGGCAAGAUGGGCAUGCAAAUGCAGCCGGGCCGCGCCGCCCCCUACCCCAGCCCGGCCAUGCACCUGGCGCAGAAGCGGGCCCAGUUCCCGGCCGGCGUGGCCCCGCAGUACGGCGGCGGUCAGUACGGCGGCGCUGUGGGUCAGCGUGCCGGCGGACCGCAGUACUCGCAGUACCCGGUACAGCAGCCGCUGCCCUCCCAGUUCCCCCCGAACCAGGGCGUGCUACGGCCGGGCUUGAGGCCCACCUCUCCGUACGCCGGCCAGCUGCCGUUCGGCCAGACCGCCCAGUACGGCGGCGGCGGCGGCGGCGGCGCUGGGGGCGGCGCUGGGGGCGGCUCCUUCGCCUGUGCUCCCCUCGACGGCGCCGCCGCCAGCCCUAUGAACAUGCCGAACGGCGCGGCCGGCAUGAACAUGAACAUGAACGGCAUGAGUGGCAUGAACUCUAUGAGUGCGAUGUCGGGUGGCGCUGGCGGCAUGGGCAUGGGCGGCCCAGGAGUGCACCAGCAGCAUCAGCAUCAGCAGCAGCUCCAGCAGCAGCAGCUCCACCAGCAGCAGCUUCAACAGCAGCAACACCAACAGCAGCAGCAACAGGGAAUGUCGCGCCCGGUGUCUGGCAACACGAUGAACUACCAGCACUCGCCGAUCCCUGGCAACCCGACGCCGCCGCUGACGCCGGCCGCCGGGCUACCAUAUCUGAGUCCCGGGGCGGAUGUGAAGCCGAGCCUGAUGCACCUCAACAGCACCAAAGACGAUGAGCUGCGGCUAACGUUUCCGGUGCGGGACGGUAUCGUGUUGCCGCCGUUCCGGCUGGAGCACAACCUGGCUGUCAGCAACCACGAGUUUCCCCUGAAGCCGACGGUGCACCAGACGCUGAUGUGGCGGUCGGACCUGGAGCUACAGCUCAAGUGUUUCCACCACGACGACCGCAACAUGGACACCAACUGGCCGGCGUCGGUGCAGGUGUCGGUGAACGCCUAUCCACUGAACAUCGACCGCGGCGACAACAAGGGCUCGCACCGGCCGCUCAACCUGAAGGAGUUCUGUCAGCCGGGCCGCAACACCAUCCAGAUCACCGUCACCGCCUGCUGCUGCUCGCACCUGUUCGUGCUGCAGCUGGUGCACCGGCCCAGCGUCCGCAGCGUGCUGCACGGCCUGCUGCGGAAGCGACUGCUGCCGGCCGACCACUGCAUCAACAAGAUCAAGCGCAACUUCAGCUCGUCGACGCUGAGCGGCGCUGGCGGCGGCGACGGUGACGGCGUCGAGCAGACCGCCAUCAAGAUCUCGCUGAAAUGCUCCAUCACGUACAAACGGAUCACGCUGCCGGCCAGGGGCCACGACUGCAAGCACGUGCAGUGCUUCGACCUCGAGUCCUACCUGCAGAUGAACUGCGAACGGGGCGCCUGGCGCUGUCCCGUCUGCAGCAAGCCGGCGCCACUGGAGGGGCUUGAGGUGGACCAGUACAUCUGGGGCAUCCUGAACUCGCUGCAGAACUCGGACGUCGACGAGGUCACCAUCGACGCCUCCGCCAGCUGGCGGGCCAGCAACGGCGCCACCGUCAAAAAGGAGGAGGAUACCCUGUCGGAAGGCAUGAGCCAGUGCAACAAGCAGCGGCUCAAGGCCAUGAGUCCGGCCUCCAUGCAGAUGCCCACCAUGUCCAGCUGGGAGGGGGCGCAGAGCAUGUCCCCCUACUGUCCGCCGGACAUGACCAGCAUCAACAACGGCUCAAUGAUGCCGUACUCGGCCGCGGGCGGCGCCACCGGCGGUGUGACGUCAUACACGGGCAACGCCGAGCCGGACGGCAGCGCGCUCAGUCAGCUGACGGACUCGGUCCAAAAUCUGGACCCCCUCACCGCCAUGGAGAAGAGCAUGCAGGAAACGAUGGGCGGCCUGAGCGGCGGCGGCAGCUCGUCGCUGGCGCCGUCGUCAUCAGCCGGCCCCGCCGCCAGCCUACCGCUUCCCCAGACGCCGCACACACCGCACACACCGCUCACCCCCGGCUCGUCAGCCGCGCCCUCCUCCAAUGGCUCGUCGGUGGUCACGUCGUGCGCGCCGUCCGGCGAGGCGCCGACCAGCAGCGCAUCUGGUGGCGGCGAGCCGCAGCUGCCCGACCUCAGCGGUCAGCUGACCUUUGACCCGGCCGACAUCGCCGAGGGCGACAGCCAGGGUGGCCCCGAGGCGCUCGACCAGCUGUACACGGACAACAGCGUGGACCCCCUGGACCUGCUGUCGUUCCUGGACCCACCCGACCUGGCCACGCCGCCCAGCAGCGGCGGCUCGGCCCAGCAGGCCGCCGCUGGUGCUGGUGACGUCAGCGCCAGCACCAGCGCCACCGCCGAGGAGAUCCUCAGUCUGUUCGAGUGAGCAGCCGGCCUGGCGGUCCGUGUUCGAGGCGUAGGUGGCAGACUCUGGCUCGGGGCGUGACUCCGCGGCGGGCGGCGUUGGAUUGGUCCGAGUCGCACCGCCUGGCGAGAGAAAGCGUCUCUGGCUUGGGCCGCGCCUCUCGGGCGCAAUGUGCAAUACGGGGCGCGCCCGACGUGUUCGCACACUGCUGACAACUGCUUGUGAUAUACAAAGUAUGCAGCAUGUUCCUUUCCAUUGCAGCGACAGUGGUUACGUUUAGUGUACAGACAAUGCUGGCGAAAGGAGCGUGUGCGAUUUAUUUAAAUGUUGUGUAGAAAUCAAAAUACGCGUUAGUAAAUAGUCGUCACUGAGCAUGUACAAAAGGGGUAGUGAGCGAGAGGGCGCGCGCUAUGGAUUCUUAGCCACUUUUCUAAGCCUGUCUCUAGCAAGGUCAGACGUGACGAACAUUGUCCACUACCAGGCAGCGAAGGCUGGUCAACGAAACACUGCUACGACGCCCCAGCGCGCGGGGCGGGGCGCGCGUGCUGACGGUGGCUUGUCGCACCGCCCGCGCUCUGCUUGAUCGGACGUCACCAGUGAGCGAGUCCCUGAUUGGUCGGUUUCUGCGCGGGCCGGACGGGGCGACACCUGAUUGGUCCGGAGGCGCGCGCUCUGACUGGCCGGCGGCCGCGGGAGCUGUGUCUGUGUGUUAUAUAGCUUUAACUGAGGCUGGGCUAUAACCGUUGCGGACGGCUGCUGGCGGGCGCCCUCUGUCCCCCGUGGCCACGGGCGUCCAGCCUGGCGCACCAGCCAGCCGCCAGCCGCUCCCAAGUCUGAGCAGUUGCUGGGCGAUGGCUGCCGACGCCAUCGGCGGGGACACCAUCGGCGGGGGGCUGUGGUCCAGGGGGUGGUUCUUCAGAGCAGGACUGCGUUGGUCUGGGCUAGGGGCCGAGCCACUGCGUGUCUGCACGCCCUGCUUGGUUACGCGGCGGCCGAAAUCCGCUGGGUCCUGGCCCUGGUGUCGGCACCGGUCCCGGUCCCGGUCUUCAGGACCCCGGUCCCUCUUGGCACCUGGUGGUCUAGCAGGGACAGGGGGCGCUACCAGCACCGUCCGUCCCACAUGGCUUAUUUUCACUACCAUCGUAGGCAGCUAGUGACCUUUGCGUAGAGCGCUGGUUGGGUCGACGGCGGUGCGGGAACUGUGACGUCACUGGGGGAGGGAAGGGGAGGGGUACGGCAGGGAGCACGCCGCAACAGACACGGUAGCCGGCAGUGGAGGAGCACACGUUAGCUCUGUGUUCCUGCGCCCGUGUUCUGCAGGAGGGGUGCGAGUCCAAACGCGGCACGUUGGCAGCGAUGGACCAAUCUGGCAGCUUUCCAUCGUUCCUCCAAUCAUGUCCCAGCUCUGACGUUUUGGCCUAUCGCAAUUCGCGAUCUCAGAAGGCGGAAAACUGCUCGGCUGGUCGGUCGCUGCGCGCGCACGCUGCGUCUGAUGACGUCAUAGUUCACUGCGGAGCCCGCGGCCAAUCACAUCACAGUGUUUCAUUGCCGAUAGUGAAUGAAUACAUUUACCCAUGUGCAUGA